Molecule: messenger RNA, 819 nt
Organism: Sinocyclocheilus anshuiensis
Lineage: Eukaryota; Metazoa; Chordata; Actinopteri; Cypriniformes; Cyprinidae
Product: purine-rich element-binding protein gamma-like
Exons: 1
Biological process (GO): regulation of transcription by RNA polymerase II
Cellular component (GO): nucleus
Molecular function (GO): DNA-binding transcription factor activity, RNA polymerase II-specific; RNA polymerase II transcription regulatory region sequence-specific DNA binding; purine-rich negative regulatory element binding
Source: RefSeq, a predicted model, not a curated record
GACAUACAGGAGCUGGCGUCCAAGCGCGUGGACAUCCAGAAGAAGCGCUUCUACCUGGACGUGAAGCAGAGCACCCGCGGACGCUUCCUGAAGAUCGCCGAGGUGUGGAUCGGCCGAGGCCGGCACGACAACAUCCGCAAGAGCAAGCUCACCCUCUCCAUGUCCAUGGCGCCCGAUUUGCGCUACUGCCUGGGCGACUUCAUCGAUUAUUACGCGCACAUCGGGCUCCGAGGAUGCCAGGCGCCGGAGGAACAGAGCAACGGCCAGGGUUGCGCACCGGAGCCCCGCCGGAGAGCAGCGGAUCGGGCGGCGUCCCCUAGCGGCUCUGCCUUGUCCGAAGAGCAGACGCACCGGGUGCUGAAGAGCGAGUUCAUCGAGCGGGACAAUAGGAAGUACUACCUGGACCUGAAGGAGAACCAGCGCGGCCGGUUCCUGCGCAUCAGGCAGACCGUCAACCGAGGACACGGGAGCAUGGGUUACUACGGGCAGGGCAUCGAGCAGACCAUCGUGCUGCCCGCGCAAGGUCUCAUCGAGUUCAGAGAUGCGCUGUCUCAGCUCAUCGACGACUACGGUGAGGACGAGCCAGAGCGGGCCUGCGCGCGGAACCACGACGCGUCGCCCGAGCUGCCCGAGGCGGCGUCGUUCCGCGUCGACAACAAGCGCUUUUACUUCGACGUAGGCUCGAACCGCUUCGGCGUCUUUCUGAAGAUCAGCGAGGUCCGGCAGCCCUACCGGAACACUAUCACCGUACCGCUGAAAGCCUGGGCCCGCUUCGGGGAGAACUUCAUGCGGUACGAGGAGGAGAUGCGGCACAUCUUC